This is a messenger RNA of Lentinula edodes (shiitake mushroom), 6548 nucleotides long. RefSeq lists its product as uncharacterized. The record is from RefSeq and is a predicted model, not a curated record. The transcript has 5 exons. The coding region runs from base 490 to 6438 and encodes 1982 amino acids. Lineage: Eukaryota; Fungi; Basidiomycota; Agaricomycetes; Agaricales; Omphalotaceae.
AUCAAAUUAUCUUUUAUUUUCCGAAACGACAGACGAGGCUCGAUAUAAGUAGAUCUUAAUAUGAUGAUGCACGUAUGCGAACACGUCUUGUACCAGCUCGUACCUCCGGUGUACCUCUACAAGAUCCCAGGGCCAGAGCAAACCUCGCAAAAUUACAUGUUGGAUAUGCAACAAUUACAAUGUCGCGUAGCCAUUAAUUUUCGUCAGCAUAGCACCAUAGGUCAGCAUCCGUCCUGUUAGGUCCUGCAAUGUGCAUUUCUUGCCUCUGUCGCCUCUUCUGUCACGGUCGUCUGCAAGAAAUCAGGAUCCGACCUUGCAAGUUCGGGAUAUUGCCAGGAGGUCUAUCUCUCUCUCUACAACUUCAUGGCUAAGCUCACUGAUUCGAAUUCGACGAUUCGACAACCAGAACUUGAAUCAAAAUUGAACUUCCUCGCCCCUGCAUCACCAUGAAAUUACCCAGAAAUCACCCGAGAUGACCCCGCGCGCCCGAUGCCGUACAUAUUUAUUGGAUACACUCCAAACACUCUAAUUUAUGUAUCACCGCCUCCGUCUUGUUAUACCCAUUGUCAACAUUCAGCCAGAGCCUCGUGGUGGGCGAGAAUAUUAGUACUUACAGCCGAUCUCAAACGUUCCUGCCUUACUCCUACUUUUCUCUUCUCGCCAGAGAUGUCUGGCACUGAGGCCUUUCGCCCUCAAGGCAGGCUGCCGCUGGAUCCGUUUAGCAUUGCACCAGCAGGUGCAUCUUUGGGUAGCGCCGGGACUGGGAAGGAGAAAGUUCGAAGAAAGACAGGCUGGACUGUGAAAGAAGAAGAUCUGAAGCAUGUUUGGACGAAACACGAAACUGCGCAAGGGAAGGUCAUCCUGGUUCUAGGAGGCGAGUUUUUCUUCUCCUUACGCCGGUUGGGCGCUUGGUUAACUGAUGGGUGCCUCCGCCAUCUCCUUUCUGACAUCGUUUUUGCAUAUUUAGAACCCACAUUAAAAGACCUUAGUCCUCUACUGAACUCCUCUCUCCUGUCAAAGUCAUUACUUAUCCUUGCUACGGAGCGCCCGCCAUCCGAUUUGGCUUCAUUUCUUCAAAAUCACACUUUGAAAGGCCUUGAUUUUCUAGUUUUACGCGUCCAGCCGCUUCCUCACCCAAUUCCACAACAAAAUCACUCCAUCUUGAGCCGCGCGGAGCUUCUAGCGAGGAAAUGGAAACAAGAUCGAAAAUUAAUAUUUCCAGAUCCAGAGGAUGAGCGGGGAAGAUCCAAAUUCAGAAGGAACAAUAGAAAUACUUCUGAUGAAGCGCCAAUCAAAGCGGUGCAGCUUUCAGAAAUCGGAGGUGUUUUUGGGCGGGAUUUUACUGUAAGGGAGGAGGUUGGGUCGAAUCCUAUGGCCUCCGCUAGUGCUUUUCCUUCGUCGGGCCCUUCAUCUAAUCAGACACAAUCUCGUUCUCGGGCUCCCUCAUUUAAAUCUGCCUCGAUUUCCAAAAAGAUUCGAGGGCAGCGUUCUUUCGACGCUGUCAUCAACUUCGUUCCCUCCCCUGGAGUAUAUGAAGAGGGUCAGGAAUCAGUGUUCAUGCACAAUAUAUCUUCCGUCUCAUCUGCUAGUCGUGCAUUCCUCGCCCCGCCUUCUUCUGGACCUGGUGGCUCAGGCGACCGACGGGGCAGAAGCUUGUCAAGAGGCUCGAAGGGACGAAGUUCUAGCUUGGAUCGAAUUAGAAAUUGGAUGAGGAGUAGAUCACGUUCCAAAACUCGAAAUGACCAGAAGUCAGAAAAACUUAUCAGUCAUAAUCCUGAGUCGAGAUCUGGGACCGUGAGUCAUGGAAGGCAGGGACGUGUGUCCGAUUCUUUGGCCACGAUGGGAUCAAGGGAUAAAGGUCUGGGGGUAGCUCUGACUGGACCUACAGACUUUAGGAAGGAGAAGGGGAAGGCUGCUGAGGACAAUGCUCGCGAAGAUUCCGUUAAGAGAAUUGAGCGUGGGGUCUUGACUUCGUGGAGCCGGACGCAGCUUGGUCAAGCUAAUCUCCCCUCUCAAAUCCAAAACGAUUCCCGAAGUAACUUGGGAACAGCGAGUUCAGAAGGAUCCAAAGCAUAUCUUAUUCACGUUUUGCCACUUUCUCCCCCGCUGCCUACAACCGCCCUGUUGCGGACAGCUUUUUCCCAAGACCGACUAAGUACACACUAUUCAGAGCAGUCUUCUGGUUCUGUCAUUUCAUCUGCGGAAACGGAAAUGCCGCCCUUAGGAGCAAGUCACAGUACUUCGGAGGAGUUGAAAGAUCACGGUGUUUCUCGUGCGGUACCUGCCGCGCAAAAGCCAGAAUCUGUCGAAUCCUCUACGGCUAUAGCCCUCAAUGGAAGUCACAACCGAAACGGAUCUCUCGAUUCCAAGGUUCUCUUUUCACGAUCUAGCUCCCCCGGUUCUACACCUACUUUUCGAACUGUAUCGGGGAAUGAAACUAAGAAUGAAAUCAAGAAAGAACUGCCCAAUUCGGAAAAUCCCGCUCCGAUUGGGAGAUUAGAAUCAACCAAUCAAGUAUCUGCUACAGAGAGUUCCUAUCCAAACUUAGACGACAAUCACUUGGUUCUUACUAGUUCGUCGCAAGAAAAUACGAGCCUAAGCUCCCCGCGAUCGAAAACCCCACUCAACCGACGAGCAUCGUUAAUCUCUCCCGCUGUCGAAGCUGCUGUAAAAAUUGCCACUCGACAUUCACAUUCCUUGCAUGUCAGCAACGGGAGAGCAUUGUCGCUGACUGGACCGCAAAAGGACAGGCAACUCCAGCGUCGAAGCACUGCCAUGCAGGUUGCGUCUGCGGCAGCGCUUGCGGCUUUGGAAGUUAGCUUUACUAAGGCCUAUGAGAAUCAGCUAAAAAGAUCUCGCGUUAGUGACAUGCCUAUUAUCGGCCUUCAAGAUGCAGUCGAUGAAAAUGGUGCAGGAUCUGUAGCCCUUGAAAUGAAUGGCCCUGAAUCAGACAGCGAUCCUGACGGACAUAUUAUCGUACACUCUCGACAGUCUACGCUUUCUACAGACAUACCAGAAGCGUUAAUGCCUCAUCCCCAUCGUCAGAGGUCGCUGGUAUUACGUGACAGUAUUUUCAAUCCUCUGGAUAUUGAAGCCUUGUUUCAAAGAUUCGAUUCAGGCUUGGAUGGGACAUUGACGGAACGGCCAACGCCGAUAUCACUGCUACCCCGUCCUCAUGCUCGUGCAAGAACACAAUCUCUUGAUGGACCGACUAGGUUCUCAACGAAGUCUGAUGCUUCUUCGAGGGUUUCUGACAUUAUUUCUCCUAUAACAACCGCUCUUCCGAUGCCUCCUCUUUCUCCAACUGAUCCUGAUUUUUAUUACGAGAAAAACAAUCUGGUUCAAGAGUUGGAACAAUUCCUUCUUUCCUAUUCUUAUGCAGACUUCUCGUCCUCCGUUGUCUCACUCUCGGCACUUCCGAAAGGUGCUGCAAAACCUGCCAUAAUCAGUGGUGGUCCUGCUGAUAGCAAAAGCCCCAUCUCAGUUGAUGCUAUGGACGCAUCGAACAGACUAAGUCGAGUGGAUCAAACACCCACGUCAUUCCUUCUUCCUCAAGGCUUGUUAGGACUUUCCUUCAAGACCACUUCUUCAUCUUUCCCAGAUGACUUAAGGCUUUCAUUUGUAGACCUCAUCCUUCACGGCCUACUGGAUCCUACGUCGGAAUCAUUAGCGCUGUAUCGUGAUGCUAUGUUCGUCGCCAAGAAAAUGAGUCCUCCGGGGCUUCACGCCAGUGGAAGAAGAGGUGUCACACUGAACGAGCUGCUGGCCUUGGGUGCGUUGAGUGGGGAAGAAGCCGGUGUAGCGCAUAGCAUGCCAAGGGCGUGGGUAGGAGGAAUUGCUGACGUCGAUAUUGAAAACGCAAUUCCGGAAAUUUCCCACUUUAAUUCAGGCGUGCCAGAUAGUGGAAGCACCACUACGACGGAGGGGUUGCCUUCAAGGGGCGCAGUGGCUGGGUCGAAUACCGGUGAACUUCCUACCACACCUCCCAUUUUCUCCAUGCCACUGUUAUCCGCUGUUUCUCUGCAUUCCCAGACUGUGGCUCGAUCUCUGAGAGAAAGAGGAGGUUCUGAACCUAGUAGCCCACAUCUGGACGUGGUUCAUCUACAGAAUAAAGUAGAGGAUGGUUGGAAACAAUCCGUCAAUGAGUCUGUGGACGCGAGAGAGGAUGAUGGCGAGCUGAGUGCAGUUGAGUCUCGUCAAACGCAUACAACUGCAGUUGUUCCAUCUGUUGCUCUAGAUACAGUACAUUCAAAGCCAUCACUCGCUCGAACCGCUACUGCACCUGCAAUUUCUUCAUUACACUAUUCAGGUGCACUGAAGCGAAUGUAUAGCUUCAUACCUCCUGGUGCAGCACUUCCGGUCAGUCCCCACUUGCCCAACGCCUAUUCGACAUUCCCCAGGCAUUCUGUGUUGCUCAUGAGUCCUACAAGUCUUCCUCAGCACCAGCAAAACUUUACAGCCUCUACCGAAGCCAGGCCACAAUCUGAUAUUGAUUCAGAAAAUGGUGGUGAGGACCACCGUGAGGCAGACGAUGAUAUGAAGGAUACGGACACGGAAGACGAAGAACGAUGCUCGGAACUUACGAGCGGCACGUCCAUCUCUUCAAAUCCCAAUCUCAUCGGUGCAAUUCCGCUUCCUUCAGUAUCUUCGCCACUUCUCGGUAGCCCUCACUCGAGCAUCUCAGGAUCUGGUACUGUCACUACAAGUCUCAUUUUCAGUGACGAAACAGAGAUCCUACCUUCUCAGGUCGAGCCAGAAGUUAGUGUUGAGGUCGUGUCGCUUUCGGACAGUAUUUCUAUCAUCCUUGACCCGCCGCAGCCUAGAACCAGCCUACUUCUCGGGCCUGAGGGCUCUGAAUCAACUCCACCAGAGUCGCCAAGCACCCCGACAGGAUCACAAAUCCAACCGGAUAUCACGGAACGGCAAAAGAUCGCUAGUACAUUCGAUUCAGAUAACUUGGCAUCUAGUUCAAAGCGCAGUGUACAUAGUAGUCCAAGUGGAAGCUCUGCUCCGCGUUCUCCAUCAUCUCCCCUCAUUGACGGAAAGAGAAACUCGAAAAUUUGGCUUCAACGUUCUCUCAAGCCAUCUGGGCAAGGUACACCCCCUGAGUCUCCAAGCAGAGGGUAUUUCAGCGGCACUGCCGCUCCUGAAGGACGGAGAAAUUCACGCGUUGGAGAUUCAAUCGUUGAUUUGCCCAGCAGCAGCGUCAGCGAUUCUCCUGAUACAAAGGGAAAGCUUUUAAAUCUCCCACAUCUCGGGAUUCGUAGACGUUCUACCGUGCCGAAGGAGCGACCGUCAAGCAUGUAUAGCGAUAGUGAGAACGUUGAUGAUACAGAGGCAGUUCCGAAGAAAGCCAAACGUCUCUCAAGAGCUAUUUCGUGGAUGGUGACUGAUUCGGACGAUGGUCCUACUUAUACGCUCGACGUAGACCUCGAGGAAGGACAGCGAUCCGGCAGAAGCUCAAAAUCUGGUAGUCCAGUCAGAAGUUUCUUCAACAGCCUUGCAGCAUCAGCUUCUGCGACGUCUUUGUUGCUGAACCUUUCACACAAGGAGAGGAGGCUCAGUACGAGCAGCAGUAGCAUUGAAAGUGGAACCUUCACCGUAGACGGCCCAGCCACCAGUGGCACAGGCUCUACUCCAAUUCCAGACACACAUUCUCCAGCUCCAGCAUUGGUAAUCACACCAACACCCUCCCCACUUCUAUCAAUUCUUUCCCUCCCUCUUCAUAACCUCUCGAGUCGCCCGAAAACCCCACCUGGUCAAGCUUUAAUCAUCUCUGACUCAACGCCGAACUCUACAUGUUCUACUAUACCUCCAUCUUCGGUUAGCGUCCCCCAAAGGCUUAUGGUUUCCACUAACGCCAGUCUCGCUCGACGACAUUCCAAUGGCGCAGCCCCUGUGGGGCCACGGGCUCCAAAACGCAGUGGAUCUAUGCGUACUGUGACUUCUGCUAUCUCUCUCAAGACUAAUAGCGGUGAAUCGACACAAUCGCAGCUGCUCAUGAGCCCAAUUUCUAAUCGCCCAUUACCAGUUCCUGUGCCAGUGCCACAAUCAGAGUUGGUGCACACUGAUGUGGGAUCUGUAAUAAAAGAAGACGCAACAGAGAAUCUCAUCACUCCUUUCCCUGCUCCUAGUCCUAAUUCGAACAAGGACUCCGAGAGUCGUCCGAACACAACGAGCAGACCUCAAUCUCGUAGUGGUACUCCCACCGCAUUCUCUCCAUUACGGAAACUCGCUAUCGACGAAGUACCUUUGCGUACGAGGAUUCCUCGUGCAGCUAUCCCUGUAGGUAAAGCAGACAGGCCUACGAGUGUCGCCGGUGUGGGCGACAUUGGUACAGGAAGUGGUUCGUCGAAAGGGAAGUGGAGGUUCUGGGGUAACGGGACUGGAAAUAAACGUCCCGUAUCGAUGACAGUCGAUCUCACCAGAGAAAUUUAGAUCUGAAUCAGCAACCUUUUUUUCACCACAAUCACCCUUAUUGCAUUUGCAUAAUUCAUAUACUAUCAUUAUAUACUCAUGUAGCACACAAUUCUGGAAGGAAAAAAUAA